Paramecium octaurelia is the source of this 1955-nucleotide messenger RNA. The record is from the annotation of a GenBank genome assembly. NCBI's taxonomy places the organism in Eukaryota, Ciliophora, Oligohymenophorea, Peniculida, Parameciidae.
AUUUAACAGGAUGGCUUACGAGUUCGCAAAGUUAUUCUCAAAGUAUUUCUCUCUUAUAUUCAAGAGUUGUCACCCAUACAUUUUUUAGAGAUAUCCAAGUGAUUGGAUAAGAAAAUAUUCCAAAAGUAAUGGCAUCAUAUUAAUUCUUAGGAUGGUCCAAUCCUACUCUAUGGAAAUCAUAACAAUUAAUUCAUUGAUCCAUUAGUAUUAAUUUACCAUAUCCUUAGUUAAUUAUCUCCAACAUGACUAGGAAGAUCAAUUUCAUUGCUGCUGCCAAAGUAUUACUCAUAUCCUAAUAUUAGAGCAUGAAAAAGCCAAUAAUCGGAGACAUUGGUCGAGCUCUAGGUGGAAUCCCAGUCGAAAGACCAUAAGAUUUAGCCAAAAUUGGUAGUGGAAUUUUAAAGAAGUAUGAUGGAACUUAUUUGUUUGCAGAAAAUUCUCAAUUUACCAAACAAUGCCAAAUACAUGAUUCAAUACUUAUACAAGGAGUAAUGUGCAAUAUUAUCCUAGAUUGACACUAUUAUACUGAUUGUUGAAAUUAUUAGUGACACUAAAAUUAAAGUUCAAUGUGAAGAUCCAAGUUAGCUUCGUGUCAAAGAUAACAAAUACAAAAUACAACCAAAAGUAGAUCAAUCAUAGAUGUUUGAACAAGUUUGGCUAGCUUUGAAAUAAGGAAAAUGCAUAGGAAUAUUCCCAGAAGGAGGAUCACAUGACAAUACUACUUUAUUACCCUUAAAGCCAGGAAUCUGCAUUAUGGCUCUAGGAGCUAGUUAAAAAUAUUAAACCAAAGUUAAAUUAUAACCGGUUGGAUUAAACUAUUUCAAAGGACACAAAUUCAGAUCCAAAGUUAUUGUAGAAUUUGGAGUUCCUUAUGAGAUCAGCUAAUAAUUGAUUGAUACUUAUGCUAUCAACAAAAGAUAAGCAAUAAGUAAAUUAUUACUGGAAAUAGAAUCAGUAUUAAAUUUAACUCAUAUAGCAACUUAAAUCAGUAACCAUACAAGCUCCAAGUUAUUCUCAUUUGUCAGCAGUUAUUAUUGGAAGAUCUCUAUAUUUACCUGAUAGAACAAGACUUUCUCCUCAAGAUCUUCUUUAGCUUACAAAAAGGUUUAAUUCUGUAUUAUUUACUAGAUUUUUAUAGGCGUUUUACAAGUUAAAAGAGCAUCCCGAAGUCAAUUAAGUUUUGACUGAAAUCAAACUUUACAAUUAUAAACUCAAAGCCUUAGGUGUAAGGGAUUGGGAAGUUAUGAGAAUGCAAAAGAGAAUCUAUUUGGAUCUUUAGAUAAUUGGAUUUAAUAUUUUUAUGACAAUACUCUGUUUGCUCUUUGCAUUUCCUGGAUAUAUCAUGACCAUCCCAAUUACCAUUAUCUUGAAUAUGUAUGCAGAGAAAGAAAGGAAAACCGCAUUGGCUGGAUCUAAAGUUAAGAUAUCUGGUAAGGAUGUCGUUGCCUCAUUUAAAGUGUUAGCAUCAAUAAUAAUUGUCCCUAUUUCAGUUUUCAUUUACACAAUUCUAUUUUAUUUAUGGCUGACUGUUUAUAAGAUAGUAGAUGAAGAGCAUACUUUUAGAUAUACUAUAAUCUUUCUAUUGAUGUGGCCCCUUUACAUUACUGCAAUGAUUCGCUCUAAUGAUGGAUUAAUAAGACAUGCAAGAAAGGUGAAUAGUUAAAUCUUAUUCUAUCUAUAUGAGAAUAAGUAUAAAAAAUUAAAGAUACAAAGAGAAUAAUUGUAAAAUAAGGUACUAGAUAAUAUAUCCAUUAUUUUAGAUAAGAAAGUUGGUUGAUACUUUUGGAGAAGAGGUCAUUUAGGAUUUCAAUCAACAUAGAAUUGUCCAAAAAAGCUAAUUAGUAUCACCGAAAUCAGUAGCUGAAUUGGAUAUUUAGAAUGUAUUUGAGUCACUUUAAGAGUUGGGAAUUUGAUUCAUUUAAUAUUUAUACAUUUAAAACAUAUCCAUAAGAGAA